Messenger RNA from Verruconis gallopava, 1164 nucleotides. RefSeq lists its product as uncharacterized. The record is from RefSeq and is a predicted model, not a curated record. The coding region runs from base 89 to 1039 and encodes 316 amino acids. NCBI's taxonomy places the organism in Eukaryota, Fungi, Ascomycota, Dothideomycetes, Venturiales, Sympoventuriaceae. The transcript is spliced from 4 exons.
GUCGUUGUGAGCCAGUGAACAGCCGAACAAAGACCGCUGGGUUCUUCUCUGGGCUGGAAUCGAGGCGAUCCGUUGCAUCUAUUCCAACAUGCUCCCUCCCAUUAGCCCCAACGUCCUUGAAAACAAUCCUAAGUUCAAGGCCUUGUACACGAAUCUUGCAGGCUCGAGGUUGAAUGCCGAUGGGUCAACACGUCUCAUCAAGCAGCAGAGGGCGCAAGCCGAAUUAGAGAAGCAACUUGUCACCGCGCGGCGGGAUGCAGCCCAACGCACACUCCUCAAGGAUGCUCUUCGAGCCGUAAGCCUACGUAUGAAUGAUCUUCCUCCGGAGUUGAUCGAAACCUGCCACAUCAUCUCUGCACAGCUAGAGGAUGCGCUGUCACCGUCUGAUUUAGAUAUUCUGACCGAUGACAUUGAUUAUUUUGUGUCGCACAUUAAACCAGUUGCAUCCGAAGUAUCGAAGCAACUGGAGGAUUCAGCACUUCUUCUUGCCAAACUGGCUCUCGCAGACGUGAACAUCUCUCAAGAUGCACAAGCUCUUUCUCAACUCACUACUCACGCUUCGGCCCUUCAAGAGACUAUUGCGAACCAGACUGCGAGCAUAUCACUUACGAGGACCCGAAUCACAGAGCUAGGCGACCAGAUCCAUGCGGCAUACCGCGAUCUGUUUGAAACCUCCAUUCGAAUCAUCGAACAAACGAUCCAUGGAAGUAUCUCUCGUGGUACGAAGGCGAAAGCAGAGCACCUUGCUGUUGUCGCCAAGGGAAUGGAGCUCAAGCUGCAAAUAUUAGCCCAAACAGACUCCAUACUCACAGAUCCCGCUCUGCAAUCUGACUUGGAGGAAUACAAGUCACGUCUGGAAAAUGCGGAUGCUGAUCUUUCGUCACGUGCAGCUGCAGCUGAAAAAGCACUUUCAGAAUAUGAGAGAGCUGGAAAGGGCAUGACUGAAAUUGCCAAACGAUAUGCGGACUUGAUGAAAGCAUGCGACGGAGUUCGAGAUGAGAUUCAGAAACUGGAGUCAAGAAGCUCGGACGUGGACUGAACAGCACCUGAAAAUUCUUCAUUACCGAGCUUCCCUUCCCCCACUUGUCAUGGCAUAAAAGGUCUUCUACGGUAUUAAAAGGGGGCGCCAUAACGUUAAUCAAUGGAAUAUUCCGAAGCAACGCU